AAAAGUACCGUAAGUUGUUACGUCGCGGAGUAUACGGCGCAUCGAUAGUGUUUUGUCUUUUAUCUCGGCUUGCUGAGCCGAAUCGAUCGCGACAGGUGACUCAAAACUUCUCGCGUUCUUCUUUUCUUUUCGGAUAUUUGAAAUUUACGUUUGUGACCUCGAUCGGGAUUGUGAUUUUUCGACCUCGGAGUGAAAAUGGUGGAGUUUGUGCGGAUUUUAGAUUUACAGGGUGAUUUUUGAGUGAUAGGGACAGGAAAUAGUUUUAGUUUUUUUAUACUUUUAUAAUGUUAAUAAAGUGAAAUGUGAACUGAUUUAAACUUUACUAAAAUGAAUAAGUUUUGUACGUAUAAGAAAAGUGAAAAACAAAAGUUGCUGAUAAUUCCAGAUUUAAAUAUACCUCAGGGAUCAGAUCCAAGGGUAGCAACAUGCAGAGGAAAACUCCAGAACAGACGAUCAAAGUUAAACCAAGAGAUUAACAAGGAGUUGCGUUUACGCGCCGGCGCUGAAAAUUUGUUUAAGGCAACUACAAAUAAAAAAUUACGAGAAACGGUGGCUGUGGAGUUGAGUUUCGUCAACUCAAAUCUUCAGUUGUUGAAAGAGCAACUGGCGGAGUUGAAUUCUUCGGUGGAGUUAUACCAAAGUGAUAGCACCGAUGCCGUAAUGCCGAUGAUCCCCUUAGGCCUUAAAGAAACAAAAGAAAUCGACUUCCGAGACCCUUUCAAAGAUUUCAUCUUAGAACAUUACAGCGAAGACGCCAACCACUACGAAGAUGCCAUCUCCGACUUUAUGGACACCAGGCAAGCCAUCCGAACUCCCCUCCGAGAUUCCUCCGGGAUCGCCUUACUAUUUAGGUACUACAACCAACUGUACUUCGUAGAAAGAAGAUUCUUUCCGCCCGAUAGGUCCCUAGGAAUAUACUUCGAGUGGUUCGAUUCUUUAACUGGUGUGCCAUCGUGUCAGAGAACGGUUGCUUUCGAGAAGGCGUGCGUUCUAUUUAAUAUGGGAGCUGUAUAUACACAAAUUGGGGCCAAGCAGGAUAGGUCGACGGCCAAAGGUCUGGAUGCGGCUGUGGAUAGUUUUCUAAGAGCUGCUGGUACGUUUAGAUAUAUAAACGAGAACUUCACCAACGCUCCGUCGAUGGAUCUGGGUCCAACAAUGUUAGAAAUGUUUGUACAGUUAAUGUUGUGCCAAGCUAGAGAAUGUCUUCUAGAAAAGCUCCAACUACAGUCCAAGGACAACAGGUCCAUCGACAUUUGUUUAGAUUUAUCCCAAGAAGCCGCUCAUCUUGCAGUAUGUUAUAACGACGUGAGUCAGCUAAUAAAUCACGAUACCGUCAGAGACUUCGUUCCCUACAGUUGGUCCUCCCUCGUGCAAGUCAAAAGGGAAUUCUACACGGGAAUGGCACAUAACUUGGUGGCAAAUGGGGUGCUACAUAAAGAUGCUGCGAAGAUGUCCGAUAACACGAAAGACACUCUUUUGUAUAUGCAUGUUGAGAUAGAUGGAUUAGCGCAGUUGGAUAUAAAGAUGCCAAAAGAUGCUUCAGAAAGGAGACUAUUAGGGAGGGCUCAUCUAAGGGAAGCACUCAUGCUGUAUGAAGAAGCUCAACGACAACACCGGAUGUGUAGAGAAUUGAAAGGAAAGCAGGCUCUUACAUCGGUGUUGAGAACAGCGCAUAAAAUUGCGUUAAAUGCGUACACGGGAACAGAGACUGAAGAUGACUUUAGUGACCUGCUCGAUCCACCUCAAAUACAAGCAUCAACCAAGUUUCAACUAUCUCUGACACCCCCAGACUUUGCACAGUAUCGCGUGACAGAUCUGUUUAGAAGUCUGGGACCGAUUGCCAUUUUUUCAGCGAAGAGGCACUGGACCGCUCCAAGGCUAGUUCAGCUCCAUCGAGGAAGAACCACCGAUGGAUUUGGGUUUUCCCUCCGUGGCGAUGCUCCGGUGCUUGUAGCUGUGGUCGAGGCUAAUUCCUUAGCAGAGUUUGGAGGAAUUAAAGAGGGCGAUUUCAUUGUCGCGGUGGCCGACAAAGAUGUCAAAUGGUCCUCGCACGACGAAGUAGUAACUCUUAUCAAAAACGCUGAAGAAUCUCUGAAUCUCAAGCUGGUUACUCCAAUGGAUAGAAACUAUCUGAAGCCAUCAAAAGCACCAAGUACAAACAAAGGCUCAGUCUCGACCCAUAGCAGCAGCUCCGGAGUCUCAAGCGGCAUGUCUAGUCCAUCCGGUUCCAUGGCCCAACAUAACAACAACAACCAAAAGAAGUCGAAUUGGAAUCCGUUCAAACGACACUCAUCGUCCAGAGAAGGAAAAGAUUUUUACGAAAACGUCAUCUUACGAUGAGGAAAAUUUUGUUUUACCUUUAAUUUAUUUAUCGAAUUGUACAUUUUAUUCCAAGGUAGGUUAAUUUUUGGCGUCGGACGGUACUGAAUUCAAUGAUUGUAUCAAUGUUUAAGAAUGUAUUGAAUAUUGAUUUCAUAUUGACAAUUUAACAAAAUACAAUUAACUAAAAGAAUUCAUAUUUACUUUGUAACACUUUUUUAAUUAAUGGAAAGCGAAAAGUCUGUAUUAAAAUUAUUUAAAUAAUAUUUACUAAAUAGAUUGAAAAUUAAUUUCAGGCAGUAUCAGUUAGGGUGAAGAAACUUAUUCGUCUCCUCUGAUGCCUUUUUACUUAUUGUGAAGCAUAUUCACCAUGUAUCUUUUGUUGUAGUGAUUUUCUCUCACUUCACAGUAACUAACUAUUCUAGCUUUUAUCCAACAUUCUAAAAUCAUCAUUGUAAGACUUUCAAGAUGGCCGCCGAGCUCCUAUUGCUUUAUUGAAGUCAAGCUGCCUACCUAAAAUGGCGGAGGUCAGCUGUCAACAUAUGACCAAUCCAAUAUGGCGGCUGGUAGCUGUCAGCAUGUACACAACCUAACAGAGCAGAUGUCAGGUGUCUAUCCAAUAUGAAGACUCUUCUUUUCUAUAAAAUCUGCUAAAGUUUACUGAAGUUUUAUAAAUACACUAGGUCUUAAUACAGCUUGUGACAAAUGCUCAACAUGUGACCAAUCCGAUAUGGCGGCUGAUAGCUGUCAGCAAGUAUCCAACCUAACAGAGCAGAUGUUAUGUACCUAUCCAAUAUGAAGACUCUCUUUUUCUGUAAAAUCUUCUAAAGCCUGCUAAAGUUUUAUGAAUACACUAUGGUUUGUUUUUAAACCAAGAGGAGUAAACCAAAAAGACAGAUUCAUACCAAAUAAAAUUACUAAAAAAAUCACAAAAUAAAUCUUCUUUUCUAGUUGAUCAUAUCGGCCUUGGAUGAUAAUCCAUAAAGAGUUAUAAAAACGAGUGUUUUUUUUUAUAAAACAGACUAAAAAUCUAAAAAUUAAAAGAAUAACGCAGCAAAUUUAAAAAACGCUGAUAUAACUUAAUUAACCUAUGAAAUGCUAAAAGUUUCAAAAUUUUAUAAAUGUCAUUAAAGUGAAAAUUUCAUAACAGUGGAGUAAACUUGCCUGAGGUUGGACCAAUUACAAACAAGCAUUACGGCGCGGUAAAUUUGAAUUACUCCUCCAGGUUUAAAAACAGACCAUAGGUAUUACAGCUUUGGUCCUUAUACAGAUUUAGUACAUACUUUACUAUCCAAUAACACUAAAUUAUGUUUGUCUCUAGUCGCCUCUUUCAGUGAUACUUUUUCUCCUAAAGGUGCAUAUUUUCCUGUCAAGUCUUGGCUUUCGAGUGCCAUGAUUAGUAACACAGUUGUUGGUUUCAAACCAUAGAUAUAUUACCAAUAGAUGAGGCUAGUUAUAGGCUGCUCAAUGUAUCGAGGUGUAACGCCAAUAUCAAGUACAGUGCUCUAGCUAUCUUUGUCUGUCGUACGAGUGUGAGUGUAUCUACCAAGAGGUGGGAGUAAUGGAACGACACAGACACAGUGACAGCGGCCAUCAUAUGCUAGAGAGAAAGAGCUAAGCACUGGUAGAGAGAGAUAGAUAGACCACCGACCCGAACUGUUCCGCGUUACGCUAUUUUUCGUAUCUUGCCUAAUCCACGUAUUAUUAUAUCUAUGUUUCAAACACCAGUGAUAUGCAUUUAGGCUAGGCUUCAAUGUAGUGGUUUCCCCUUACUUUAUACAUUCUUAUGCCGUAUUUUUUAUUCAUCCACCUUCGGGGCCAAUUUCUCAACCCCAUGACAAAAGGGUGCCCUACCACUUUACAACUCAUCGACCCAAAGCCGUUGGUUCCCAGAUAGCAAUAUAAACUUGUUUCAAACUUGCAACAAGUUUGAUACAUCAAACAUGAAAGCUUGCUGCAGGUUUGCCAUGGCAACUUUGCAAGCUUGCAGCAAGUUUAAAUCAAACUUGCUAGUUGGAGUGUGACAAACUUGCAUGAAGUUUGUUUUUUCAAACUUGGUACAAACUUGAUAUAAUAAACUUGCUGAAGGUUUGUUUUUGUUUUGUUGCAUGAAGUUUGUUUUUUCAAACUUGAUACAAACUUGCUUAAUGUUUGUUUUGACAUACUAGUCACAAUUUGAAUAAAACAAUGUGAAUAAAAAAUACAAUACCAUUUUAUAUAACUAUUUAUUCAGUAAUCACUCAAGUAAAAUACAAUCUAUUGUCUAAAAUUAUUUAUUGGAACUUAAACCCGCUACCUUCAGAUUCCGAUGCUCAGUUUUGUCUCAGCUCCGAAACAAAUAAAAGAAAUUGUUAUAAAGUCUUGUUGUGUGAGCAGAAUUAAUAUUUGCUAUAAAAAAGAGAUAAAAACAUGUUAAAGUAACAAUUUUACAAUAAAACCUAAAACUUAUUUAUAAAAAAUAUAUUAUAAUAUGUUUAUUUUAGAUAGUAUGUAUGUAAAUACAGUUAGAAGCUACGAAAAACAUAAAAAAAACUUACCUCAAUUUCACCAAAGCAAAAAUAAUACCAAUCUGUACCUAAUCACCACAAGCAGGUGGGUCUUAUGAAAAAC
This is a messenger RNA of Diabrotica virgifera virgifera (western corn rootworm), 4929 nucleotides long. RefSeq names its product rhophilin-2 (gene Rhp). The record is from RefSeq and is a predicted model, not a curated record. The transcript is spliced from 10 exons. The coding region runs from base 328 to 2340 and encodes 670 amino acids. Gene Ontology annotation, molecular function: protein binding. Gene Ontology annotation, biological process: negative regulation of stress fiber assembly; signal transduction. NCBI's taxonomy places the organism in Eukaryota, Metazoa, Arthropoda, Insecta, Coleoptera, Chrysomelidae.